AUGAAUUUAAACAUCAGUGCCAUGUACAGCUGCCGGAUGCCCCAGCCACCAGCCCUACCAAUCAACCUGCAACUUAACACCUUAACAGUACCUGUUCGUAUGUCACCCUCGAUAACUGUACCGCCAUUUCUAAGCUCGGUACCACCAAUUUUGCCUCCGCCUUCCUACCAGCUAAUGUGCUCAAACAGUAAAGCUGAUGAAGCUGACGUAGAUGUUGUUGGUAUCACGGACGCGCCAUGCAGUGUGCACCUCGAUAAUGGUGAUGAAGAUGAGGAAGAGCCAUUGGAUCUAUCUAUAAAAAAGAAAGAAAUAUGCUGUGCUCCGUCCAGCUCUUCUGUCCUUAUUCCGCCACCCAACAGACCAACAGUUAUAAAAAAUGGCUAUGGUAAGUAG
This is a messenger RNA of Gongylonema pulchrum, 393 nucleotides long. NCBI's taxonomy places the organism in Eukaryota, Metazoa, Nematoda, Chromadorea, Rhabditida, Gongylonematidae. The record is from the annotation of a GenBank genome assembly.